AUGGCCGAUCCAAAUCUCUACACGUAUGCGUCUCCUCUGAAAGGCUACGAAGGCCUCGAGCCAUUGCCCGAUGAAAGGGCUGAGGACGGGAAAUCCUACGUAAACCCACCAACCGAGAAGAAGAGCGAAGCAUACAAGUCCUUUGUAGCUCCUAUAACCAACGGAAUUCGAGGAGGCUUCGAGUAA
This is a messenger RNA of Alternaria incomplexa, 186 nucleotides long. RefSeq lists its product as uncharacterized. The transcript is spliced from 2 exons. The record is from RefSeq and is a predicted model, not a curated record. The coding region runs from base 1 to 186 and encodes 61 amino acids. Lineage: Eukaryota; Fungi; Ascomycota; Dothideomycetes; Pleosporales; Pleosporaceae.